AUGGCCUCUCACCAUGUGAUCACGGUCCAGCCCCAGUUUUCGACUGCCCCGCCGGUAGGCCAGUGGCAGACAGGGCUGAUGGACUGCUGCUCCGACUGCGGCAUCUGUCUUUGUGGAACCUUCUGCUUCUACUGCCUCUCCUGCCAAGUGGCUGGGGACAUGGAUGAGUGCUGCCUGUGUGGAUCCAGCGUGGCCAUGAGGACACUGUACCGCACCAAAUACAACAUCCCGGGCUCCAUUAUGGAUGACUACAUGGCUGCUGCGUGCUUGCCCCACUGCUCACUCUGCCAGCUGAAGAGAGACAUCAAUCGGAGGAAGGAGCUGGGCAUAUUCUGGUAA
This is a messenger RNA of Apus apus (common swift), 339 nucleotides long. RefSeq names its product placenta-specific gene 8 protein-like. Gene Ontology annotation, biological process: positive regulation of transcription by RNA polymerase II. The transcript has 3 exons. The record is from RefSeq and is a predicted model, not a curated record. Lineage: Eukaryota; Metazoa; Chordata; Aves; Apodiformes; Apodidae. Bases 1 to 339 code for a protein of 112 amino acids.